UUUUGGCGUAAUCAAAUUGGUCGUUAUGGUCUCACCGGAGCUCACCAAACGUCCUCGAUUGAGACUCUUAGUGACGGUCUAAAGACUCGAUUGGUAUUCGCCGAAUUGGUAUUGUCCACUCCUGAUAUAGUGCUGAUGGACGAACCUACGAAUCACUUGGAUAUGGAAAGUAUUGACUCUUUAGCAAAAGCUAUUAACGAAUUCACGGGUGGCGUGGUUUUAGUUUCCCACGAUUUCCGGCUAAUCUCACAG
Messenger RNA from Acaulospora morrowiae, 252 nucleotides. Lineage: Eukaryota; Fungi; Glomeromycota; Glomeromycetes; Diversisporales; Acaulosporaceae. The record is from the annotation of a GenBank genome assembly.